Mucor mucedo is the source of this 1294-nucleotide messenger RNA. RefSeq lists its product as uncharacterized. The coding region runs from base 117 to 848 and encodes 243 amino acids. The transcript has a single exon. The record is from RefSeq and is a predicted model, not a curated record. NCBI's taxonomy places the organism in Eukaryota, Fungi, Mucoromycota, Mucoromycetes, Mucorales, Mucoraceae.
UUUUUUUUUAGUGUGAUUCUUUAUAAAAAUGAAAAAAAAGAGAGUUUUGUAAAAUGAUUCUCUUUCUUUCUUUUUCAUAAAAAAAAAAAAAAAAAAACUUUUUUAUACUAUUCACCAUGGCAACCAAACGAUACGAAUUUCAACCUCCUACAAACAUCGUUGCUAUUCGUUCUUCUAUUUUACAACGCCUCAAGAAACGUACUAGUGUAAUCACUCCUCCCACGCCCCCUCCUCAAGCAAACGAAUAUGAAGAAAAGUUAUCCUUUCUCCAUCUCGAUAAUGGUCUCCCUUCUCCUCCCAUUGAGACCUGCUGUUUUGAAGAAGAAGAAGAGGCAACAGCAACCGCAACCGCCGACAUGGUUGUCAAUGUUCUCAUGGAAUUAAGCGCUCCAUCUAGUUCUUCCUCCCCCUCUCUGUCGUCGUUUGCCGCCCCCGCCCCCACCAAUAACACUACAACUCCUGUAGCUAGCACGGAUAAGCAGACGAGUGCUCCAGUAGUGGUGGAGUCUUCUGCUGUUAUUCGUGAGAGAAUUCGACUUUUAAAAGAAGAAAAGCAUAAAUUAUUUCAAGUGAUGAAAGAUUUGUUAUCCACUCCUCCUAUCAAGGAGGAAGAGACAGAGCAAGAGAAAGCAAGGCAACAACCAAGCCCUGUAAGCGCAAACGUAAAUGUGAACGCAAGGCCUGUUAUAAGAUCACGUAGUAUUAGUCAUAGUGAGAGUACUAGACCGAUAUCUCGGUAUUACGAUCGACCAAGGUUCUACAACAAUAAUGGCUACUACCCAUAUCAGCCCUCCUCUUCUGCUACAGUAAGUUAUAAUGAUAAAGAAAAAAGAAAAAAAAAAAACUAAAAAAAAAAUGUUUUCUUCUUAGUCUCGUCGUGUAAUCAACAAUAAUAACUCCUCAUAUGUAUCAUCACGACCACAGCUUGCAGUUAGAUCCUCCUCAUCUUCCUCCUCCUCAUCUUCUUUUCGUCCUGACAGAUAUUAAAAAAAUUCAUAUACACUUUUUAUACAUACAACAAACUUAUUCUACAUAUUUUCUCAUCCCCCUCCCUUCUCCUCUUUUACACACACACACACACAUUUUUGCACAUAUAAAAAAAAAGAAAAAAGAAAAAGAAAGAAAAAAAAAAACUUGUUUAUUGGAAAAACAUAUUUAUAUUUAUUAGUACUCCUUUUUUUUGUUUGGUUCUCUCUUCUAAACAACCCCCUUUACCCCCUUCUCUUUCUAUUUUGUUUUCUCUCCUCUCUUCAUAUACCAAUUUUUGGAUGAUUACACAGAUUAAAAAAAAAUC